CGAUAUCAAGAUACAAGAGCCUGAAACUCCCCCUGGGUUGCGAAAAGGUGUUCAUUGUGAAUCAUCGACCGGAUUCUACUUAUCGAGAUUCCACCUCCUGUUGCCAUUGGCUUGCCGUUACCCCUCCUUAGCCCGUUAUGGCGAGUUUUAUCCAGCAUCCUCUGACCACCGGCUGGUCCUUCAAAGACAGCAAGGAACAAUCAUCUGAUGCUUGGAUGCCCGUUGCCAGCGUGCCGUCUGUCGUUCAUCAGGACUUGCAGGCCAAUGAUAGAUUGAAAGAUCCCUAUAUCGGCUUCAAUGAGCUCGAGGCAAGAUGGGUCAACGAGAAGUCGUGGUCGUACCGCAAUGUCUUCAAAAAGCCGACCGUCCCUGCUGGAUCAAGGGUCGUUCUGGCAUUCGACGGCUUGGACACUUUUGCCACGGUGAGACUGGACGAUGAAAUCAUUCUUGAGAGCAACAACAUGUUUCUAGCCCAUCGGAUCGAUGUCACCAAAGCCCUGGAGGCAGAGGGAGAGCAUGUUCUCCACAUCGACUUCGACUGUGCCAUGCUGCGAGCCAAGGAGCUGCGGGAGCAAGACCCCAAGCACAACUGGGCCUCCUUCAACGGUGACCCGGCCCGACUAGCUGUUCGCAAGGCUCAGUACCACUGGGGCUGGGAUUGGGGUCCAGUGCUGAUGACCGCGGGUAUCUGGCGAGACGUGCGGCUAGAGGUAUACUCUGCCCGCGUAGCGGACCUCUGGACAGACACGGAUCUUGCGGCCGACCAUCAGCAUGCGCGGAUUACCGCCUCCGCAGAGCUAGAUGCUACUGAGGACUCUAGUUACAAAGCCAUCUUCACCCUGAAGAAAGACGGGAAGGAAAUUACCAGACAAGUCGCCACACCAGACAAGAACAUUGCCAGGACAACAUUCGAUAUCGACCAACCAAGCCUCUGGUGGCCGAAUGGGUACGGAAACCCAGAUCUAUACGAGGUCUCCGUGUUCCUGGAGAAGGACCAGAUCGAGCUGCAUCACGUCUCCAAAAAGAUCGGCAUACGGACAGCGGAAGUAGUGCAGCGGCCCGACAAGCACGGCAAAUCGUUCUUCUUCCGGAUCAACGGCGUCGAUGUCUUUUGCGGUGGUUCAUGCUGGAUCCCCGCAGACAACCUGCUGCCCAGCGUUUCCCGUGAGCGUUAUCGAAACUGGAUUGAGUUGAUGGUUGCCGGCCGUCAAGUGAUGAUCCGGGUGUGGGGCGGCGGUUGCUACGAAGACAACAAUUUCUACGAGGCAUGCGACGAGCUCGGUGUGCUUGUAUGGCAGGACUUCAUGUUCGGCUGCGGUAACUACCCGGCCUGGCCUGAGCUGCUUGAGUCAAUUGAGAAGGAAGCCGUCUAUAAUGUGCGCCGUCUGCGCCACCAUCCAUCCAUUGUCCUCUAUGCUGGAAACAACGAGGACUAUCAGGUGCAAGAGUCAGCAGGCCUCACGUAUGACUACGAAGACAAGAACCCUGAGAACUGGCUGAAGACGGACUUUCCCGCCCGGUACAUCUACGAGAAACUGCUCCCGGAGGUGGUGGAUAAGCUCUCCCCGAGGACAUUCUAUCACCCCGGAAGCCCGUGGGGAGAUGGAAAGAAGACCUCCGAUCCUACUGUAGGAGACAUGCAUCAGUGGAACGUCUGGCAUGGAACGCAAGAGAAAUACCAGAUCUUCGACACCCUCGGCGGACGGUUCAACAGUGAAUUCGGCAUGGAAGCAUUUCCCCACCUCUCUACUAUCAACCACUUCGUCGAGCACGAGAAAGACAAAUAUCCUCAGUCGCACGUCCUCGACUUCCACAACAAAGCGGACGGACAUGAACGACGGAUCGCUACGUACCUGGUGGAGAACUUGAAGACAGCUACAGAUCUUGAGACCUACACCUAUCUCACCCAAGUCGUGCAAGCCGAGACCAUGAUGUUCGGGUAUCGCGGAUGGCGCCGCCAGUGGGGCGAUGAGCGGCACUGCGGCGGCGCCUUGCUCUGGCAGCUCAACGACUGCUGGCCGACCAUCUCUUGGGCGAUCGUGGACUACUUCCUGCGACCCAAACCGGCCUUCUAUGCUGUGGCCCGUGUGCUGGCUCCGUUGGCCGUGGGUGUCCGUCGCGAGCACCACGACUGGAGCGUCACGCACGCGCAGCCUCCCAAGACGAGCAAAUUCGAGCUCUGGGUCGUCAGCUCGCUGCAGAAGGAGACAACGGGCACCGUGGAACUGAGGUUCCUCUCGAUCAACGACGGUCAAGAGGUUAGGGAGACGGCGGUUCACAAGAACGUUACGAUCCAGCCGAACGGCACCACCAAUCUCAUCGUAGACGGUCUGAUUGACUAUGCAGUGUAUCCCGAGCCACAUGUCCUCGCUGCUCGCUUGUGGGUGGACGGACAGGUCGUCGCGCGGGACGUGGACUGGCCGCAGCCGUUCAAGUACCUCGACUUCUCGGAACGCGGCCUGGUGGUGGAGAAGACUUCUGAGACAGCCGAGCAGCAGACUCUGCAGAUCAGCGCGCAGAAGCCGGUGAAGUGCUUGGUGUUCGAGGAGCGCGACGGGGUCAAGAUCAGCGACAGCGCCAUGGACAUCAUGCCUGGCGACAGCCAGACUGUCACCGUGAGGGGAUUGAAGCCGGGCGAUUCCCUCAAGUACAAGUAUCUCGACCACUAA
This is a messenger RNA of Aspergillus homomorphus CBS 101889, 2669 nucleotides long. RefSeq names its product beta-mannosidase. Gene Ontology annotation, biological process: glycoprotein catabolic process; carbohydrate metabolic process. The record is from RefSeq and is a predicted model, not a curated record. Bases 138 to 2669 code for a protein of 843 amino acids. The transcript is spliced from 5 exons. Lineage: Eukaryota; Fungi; Ascomycota; Eurotiomycetes; Eurotiales; Aspergillaceae. Gene Ontology annotation, molecular function: beta-mannosidase activity.